AUGAUCAUUUCUCAACAAACUUGGAUGUUACACAAGGCCUUCUAUUGGAGCGAAGCUCUGCAGAACAUCAGGAUACCAAGUACCGGGAAGCACAAAAUCGCCACCGCCCCCGCAGGGGAAGAAGAUCUAUCCCAUAUCAUCGACCUCGGAAUGCCGAUCCCUAUGAAGGUGAUACCGAAGGACCUGCCACAUCCAUACGCUAUGGUGGCGGUAACUUUCAAAGCAAUGCUAUUCAGCAAGGGUUUUCCCAACCCGGCGACGUUGAAGCCUUGCCUGUACAUGGAACGUCAGAAAGAGCCGGACAAUCGAGUACAUUCUAUGCUUGCAGGAAUCCAAGAGCAUUUAGACCGCGUCAAUCAACGACUAGAUGUCGUCACAUCAAUGAUGACCACAGUCCAUGCUGCUGGACUCUCUUCGACUGCUGCCAACUCCAGUCAGGCCCAUCCCACCCCAGGAAAUUCUUCUUCAAGCCCUACUAAUAAGAGGUCUAGACGACGUUCCUCAUCGAGGUUGGAAUUCAUGGCAUCUGUUCGCGAGCUUAUUGAUCUCAAACUUGGCGGCCCCAAAAUGUUCGAUCCCAGGCGGAUGGUCUCUGCAGAUGAACUUGAAGACUACUUGAUAAAGUGGGACGAGGGAGAUAAUGACUACCAGCGUGUUCCGUGCUGCGAUAUCAAUAACUUCAGGAUCGCUUUCAAUUGCACUCCAAACAGCCCGUGGAAUAAGUCUGCUUCUUGGGUUUUCGCAAAAUAUUUCAUGACAACGGUCAUUUCUCCAUCUUACACAAUUCACGAUAUACAGAAGUACUUCAUCGUUCGCUGCGCAUCACUCCUAAAGGCAUACAAUCGACACCUACAGUCUCCUCAAGCUGCUGCGGCAUUGGCUAAGCAAAUGCGCCAUACUGCAAGGAAGAACCAGAAAUACUCUAACCGACUGGAGACCUGCAAGAGUCAUCCAUAUCUGAGGCAUCAUGUCGGUAUGGUUGAGCAACUCGGGCCAGGUGGGAUGUCUAGCGAUGAGUCCGAUUAUGAGCCCACACCAGCUACCGCUCAUCUCAUUCCUCCAAACAUUAAAGAGGUUUAUCAUCUUGUUACGCUGAGGCCAGUCUGGAGAGCUCCAGAGGUUUCGCGUUGGCUCAGUAACAUCGACUCCUUCAGGAUAAUUCUUCGUUCAAGAAGCCCCGACACCCGCGGCAAUUAUCCUUAUGUUAGAUUUCGCCAUGACAUGAUUGUGGGAGAAAGUAAACCAGUGAAGGGAUUGCCGGUGAAUACUUACGAUUUGGGAUGGAUAGCGACAAGGGUGUCAGCCGAAUACGACGCUGGAUUCACAAAUGAAGCGUAUGUCUUUGUCCACGAUCCAAGGCUCCUUGAGUAA
Messenger RNA from Psilocybe cubensis, 1371 nucleotides. RefSeq lists its product as uncharacterized. NCBI's taxonomy places the organism in Eukaryota, Fungi, Basidiomycota, Agaricomycetes, Agaricales, Agrocybaceae. The record is from RefSeq and is a predicted model, not a curated record. Bases 1 to 1371 code for a protein of 456 amino acids. The transcript is spliced from 4 exons.